Molecule: messenger RNA, 1047 nt
Organism: Closterium sp. NIES-65
Lineage: Eukaryota; Viridiplantae; Streptophyta; Zygnematophyceae; Desmidiales; Closteriaceae
Source: the annotation of a GenBank genome assembly
AUGGCUGAGCCGGAACGGGUCCGCCUUCCCGCGCGGUCCACCCGCGGAAAACGAGUGUCGGAGCUGGUGGGGGAGGAUCUAGACGCGGAUGAGGAGUUUUGGAAUCAGAAGGCUUUCCAGGAGGAAGCAGAGGAUGUGGAGUAUGCAACGGAGGGCGAGGUGGAUGAGGACGUUUUCGACAGCGACUUUGAUGAUGACGAGCCAGAAAACGAGGAGGAGGAGCCUGGAGCAGAGGUGAAAGAAAGGUCUGCCUCUCCCGUUAUCCUCUCUCCUGCCGCAUCCCCUCCCUCGUCUCUCUUCCCAUGUUCCUUCCUUUCCAUGCCUCUUUCCCUUUCCCUUUCCGCACAUUUUCCCCCAUAUCAUCCAUCUCCGAGACACCAGUCUACCAAGCGCCGUCUCCUGCCUCCUGGCACCAAGAAAGAAACCAAGGAAGGAGUCUGCAAAGAGGGCGAAGAAGGGCCUCCUUCAUUUCCCCUCAUCCUCUCCUUGCCUGCCCCACCUGCCCCACCUGCCCCACUCACCUGCCCCGCCUGCCCCACCUGCCCCACCUUCCCCACUCACCUGCCCCACCUGCCCCACUCACCUGCCCCACCUGCCCCACUCACCUGCCCCACCAGGCCUACCAAGCGCCGUCUCCUGCCUCCCGGCACCAAGAAACUUUCCAAAAAGCCUAAGAAACCUGCUAAGGCAGCAAAGAAGGGCGUUGGUGGAAGGACGCUUGUUGCAGAGAAGGGGAAAGCGAGCGGAAGGGUUGACGGGGAGGCGACAGGUGAUGGGGCGGAGGCGGAGAAGGGGAAGAGUAAAGCUGGGAGGAGGAGUGGCGUGGGAAAGAGUAGGCAGAGACGUGAGUUGGCUCUUCUGGGAGUGGGGCGAGUGAAAUGGGAAGGGGCGGAGGGAGAGGUUCUGAACCGGGAAGCGUUGGGAGUGAUGCUGGGGGAGGGAGGAGGAGGUGAAGAGGAAGGCUGUGGUGGAGAAGGGGGGAUGCAUGGGGCCUCCUCUUAUCCAGAUUCGUCCCAUUCCCCUUCUCCCGCAUCAUUGUUCCACUGA